This is a messenger RNA of Notothenia coriiceps (black rockcod), 1102 nucleotides long. RefSeq names its product zinc finger FYVE domain-containing protein 1-like. Gene Ontology annotation, cellular component: lipid droplet. The record is from RefSeq and is a predicted model, not a curated record. Gene Ontology annotation, molecular function: phosphatidylinositol-3,4,5-trisphosphate binding; phosphatidylinositol-3-phosphate binding; phosphatidylinositol-3,4-bisphosphate binding. NCBI's taxonomy places the organism in Eukaryota, Metazoa, Chordata, Actinopteri, Perciformes, Nototheniidae. The coding region runs from base 107 to 751 and encodes 214 amino acids. The transcript is spliced from 3 exons. Gene Ontology annotation, biological process: lipid droplet formation.
GCGUCAGCUCACACGCGCUGUUGUUGUGAUUGACAGAAGGGAGUCAUGUUAACUUUCAGUUUGCUUUUCGGCCGUCACAAAUUUGUUUUUAAGUAAGUAAACAACGAUGUCCGACAUACUGAUGAAAGAAAUGGAGAGCAUCUCGAUCAGUCCGACGAAGCCUGAAGAGUGUCCAGACGGUGCUCGGAGCUUCCUGCUGGUGGAUGAACAGGAAAGCCUGCAGGUCCGUGAUGAGACUGACUUUGUGGACAGGCUGGGCUGUGGGGACGUGGCAGGAGUCAAGGUCCUCUCCAUCUUUGGAAACACCGGCGAUGGCAAGUCCCACACCCUCAACCACAUCCUCUUCAGCGGGGAGAGUGUGUUCUACACCUCCAAGUCCCCCAGCUCCUGUACGGUGGGAGUGUGGGCUGCGUAUGACCCAUCUCUCGGCCUGGUCGCCCUGGAUACUGAAGGCCUGUUGGGGGCCGCGGCCAAUCAGAACCAGAGAAUGCGCCUGCUGCUAAAGGUGCUGGCAGUGUCUGAUAUAGUGGUCUAUCGUACACGGGCAGAGCGCCUCCACAACGACAUGUACCAGUUCCUGAGCAACGCGUCGGGGGCCUACCUGAAGCACUUCACCCCGGAGCUCCGGGCCCUCUCCAACCGCUGCGGUCUGGACGUGCCUCUGUCGUCUCUUGGGCCCGCUGUGAUCGUCUUCCAGGAGACUACGCACACCCAGCUGCUCGCUCAUGGUAGGGGAGGGAAAUGUACUUGAUUCAAAUGCUGUAUCUGAUCAGAUAACAACCCUUUUGCUCUUUAACAGGAUAUGUUUGGGGGGUUUUAAGCUCGUUGGUGUUCCGUUUACCUGCUGAGAACCCCGGCUGAGCAGUUUAAGUUCUUUGGAGGCAUCAUGUUAUUAUUUCAAAAACAACCUGCUGUUUUAGUCAAAAAGAUCAAAAGUAAAAAAUGUAGAAAAAGUAGUCCGGAGUCAGAAAUGGUGGUGUAACAAUCAGUGAAUACAAUUAAAAGCUUGUGAAUUACAGCAACCAUGAGAGAUCCUUGAGCAUAGAGUCAUUAAUGAGCACCAAAACAUUACACUGAUGUUUGUAGUGAGGUCUGCGAGAUU